UUCCUUCCUCCCGAAGAAAGAGGACUUGGAGCUCCUUCCAGGUGCUGCGCCGGUGCCUCCUUCGGGGGACCAGAGCCUUGGUAGCACUGCCUCAUUUGACAAUCUUUGCCUGGAUACAGAAGAGGGAAGAGCUUUUGUGGUCCCCUUGGAGGAAUUCUUGGAACACGGAUCAAAGAUGGCUGAGCAGGGCUCAGUUGGCCCUGAACCAAAAAUAGACCCUGAUGCCAUUAAGACUGAGCCCAGUGGGGAAAACUGGGAAAGGACGAUGGAGAUGAUCCAGGACGUGGACAUGGUCACCCCUGCUGGCCCGGAACUAAAAAUAGACCCUGAUUCCAUUAAGACCGAGAGCAGUGGGGAAUUCUCGGAAAGGACGAUGGAGAUGAUCCAGGGUGAGGACAUGGCCAGCUUGGAUGUACAGCUCCAGCAUUUCAGGCAGUUCCGCUACCAGGCGGCUGAGGGCCCCCGAGAGACCUGCAACCAACUCCGCGAUCUUUCCUGUCGGUGGCUGAAGCCGGAACGACACACAAAAAACCAAAUUCUGGACCUGGUGCUCCUGGAGCAGUUCCUGACCGUCCUGCCAGUGGAGAUGGCGAGCUGGGUGAGAGAAUGCGGAGCGGAGACCAGUUCCCAGGCGGUGGCCCUGGCCGAAGGCUUCCUCCUGAGCCAGGCGGAGGACCAGAAGCAGCAAGAGCAGCAGCAGGUAAAGGCACAAUUUGCAGAAGUUUGCAACCAGCUCCACUCUCUUUCCCAUCGGUGGCUGAAGCCAGAGCGACACACGAAAAACCAAAUCCUGGACCUGGUGAUCCUGGAGCAGUUCCUGACCAUCCUGCCAGCGGAGAUGGCGAGCUGGGUGAGGGAAUGCGGAGCGGAGACCAGUUGCCAGGCGGUGGCCCUGGCAGAAGGCUUCCUCCUGAGCCAGGCAGAGGACCAGAGGCAGCAAGAGCAGCAGCAGCCGGUAAAGGCACAAUUUGCAGAAGUUUGCAACCAGCUCCACUCUCUUUCCCAUCGGUGGCUGAAGCCGGAGCGACACACGAAAAACCAAAUCCUGGACCUGGUGAUCCUGGAGCAGUUCCUGACCAUCCUGCCAGCGGAGAUGGCGAACUGGGUGAGGGAAUGCGGAGCGGAGACCAGUUCCCAGGCGGUGGCCCUGGCAGAAGGCUUCCUCCUGAGCCAGGCAGAGGAGCCGAGGCAGCAAGAGCAGCAGCAGCAGGUAAAGGCCCAGUUUCCAGAAGUGGGACCUGAUUUCCCUGCAGCAGAGGCGGCUCCAUCGUCAGACACCUGGCAGAGCCCCCCACAAAGGGGGAUCAGGCCGGAGGGCGACGGACGUGCCUCCAUGCAGGGGCGUGGAAUGACGUUGGCAAUGAGUACACAGCCGUCUCUUCCUGAAGGAAUGGAACCGGACCAGGGUCUGGUGACUUUCGAGGAGGUUGCUGUGCGGUUCACAGAGGAGGAGUGGACCCUGCUGGAUCCUGACCAGAGAGCCCUGCACAGGCAGGUCAUGGAAGAGAACAGGGGGAUCGUGGACUCUCUCGAAAAUUACUGGCGGGAAAGGAAGAAUAAGAGGGAACCAGGUGGGAUGUCACCGAAAAGAGACAAACAUAACAACAGCAAACAUCAGAGAAGUAAAACAAAGUUAAAUAGCAAUGGAAGGAACAAAUUCUUUGCUUCUCAGGGUGAUGGCUACCAUGAUAGCACAAUCCAGGAAGAAAUACAUCAUAGACAGGAAAUGAAAAGUUUCCAUGUGCAGAGGAAAACUUUCAAGUCUGAAUCAAACUUUAAAGUUAAUUGUGAAAUUCACACCUUGAAGAAACGGUGUCCAGGUUUGGUGUGUAGAAAGAGCCUCAGUGAGAAGCGGACUCUGAUUUCUCAUCAAAGAACUCACACAGCGGAGAAACCGUAUCAUUGUUUGGAAUGUGGAAAGAGCUUCAGUCAGAAGAAAUAUCUCACUUGGCAUCAAAAGACUCACACAGGAGAGAAACUAUAUCAAUGUUUGGAGUGUGGAAAGAGGUUCAGUCAUAAGACAGAUCUCAAUUCUCAUCAAAGAAUUCACACAGGGGAGAAACCAUAUAAGUGUUUGGAGUGCGAAAACAGCUUCAGUCAGAAGGCACGUCUCAAUUCCCAUCAAAGAACUCACACAGGGGAGAAACCAUAUCAUUGUUUGGAAUGUAGAAAGAGCUUCAGUCAGAAGAAAUAUCUUACUCAGCAUCAAAGGACUCACACAGGAGAGAAACCAUAUCAAUGUCUGGAGUGUGGAAAGAGGUGCAGUCAUAAGACAGGUCUCAAUUCUCAUCAAAGAACUCACACAGGGGAGAAACCAUACCAUUGUUUGGAGUGCGGAAAGAGCUUCAGUGCGAAGAAUAAUCUUACUUCUCAUCAAAGAAUUCACACAGGGGAGAAACCAUAUCAUUGUUUGGAAUGUAGAAAGAGCUUCAAUCAGAAGAAAUAUCUCACUCGGCAUCAAAGGACUCACACAGGAGAGAAACCAUAUCAAUGUUUGGAGUGUGGAAAGAGGUGCAGUCAUAAGACAGAUCUCAAUUCUCAUCAAAGGACUCACACAGGGGAGAAGCCAUACCAUUGUUUGGAGUGUGGAAAGAGCUUCAGUGCGAAGAGUAAUCUUACUUCUCAUCAAAGAACUCACACAGGGGAGAAACCAUACCAUUGUUUUGAGUGUGGAAAGAGUUUCAGUGUGAAAAAAAGACUUACUUCUCAUCAAAGAAUUCACACAGGGGAGAAACCAUAUAAGUGUUUGGAAUGUGGAAAGAGUUUCAGUCAGAAAUCACAUUUCAAUUGUCAUCAAAGAAUUCACACAGGGGAGAAACCAUAUAAAUGUCUGGAGUGCCAAAAGAGCUUCAGUCAGAAGGUACUUCUCAAUUCUCAUCAAAUCACUCACACAGGGAAGAAACCAUAUACAUGUUUGGAGUGUGGAAAGAGCUUCAGUCAGAAAUCAUCUUUCAAUUGUCAUCAAAGAAUUCACACAGGGGAGAAACCAUAUCAUUGUUUGGAAUGUGGAAAGAGCUUCCGUCAGAAAUCAAAUUUCAAUUGUCAUCAAAGAAUUCACACAGGGGAGAAACCAUACCAUUGUUUGGAGUGUGGAAAGAGCUUCAAUCUGAAGGCCCAACUUAAUUCUCAUCAAAGAACUCAUACAGGGGAGAAACCAUAUAGAUGUUUGGAGUGCAAAAAGAGCUUCAGUCAGAAGGCCCAACUUAAUUCUCAUCAAAGAAUUCACACAGGGGAGAAAUCAUAUAAAUGUCUGGAGUGCGAAAAGAGCUUUAGUCAGAAGGCACUUCUCAAUUCUCAUCAAAGAACUCACACAGCGGAGAAACCAUAGUAUUGUUUGGAGUGUGGAAAUAGCUUCGGUCAGAAGAAAUAUCUCACUCAGCAUCAAACGACUCACACAGAUGAGAAACCAUAUCAGUGCUUGGUGUGUGGAAAAAACUCCAGUCAUCGAAGAACUCUCACUCAGCAUCAAACAAUUCAUACAAGGGAGAAAUCAUACGAUUGUUUGGUGUGUGGAAAGAGGUACAGUGAGAAGAGAACUCUUACUUCUCAUCAAAGAACUCACACAGUUGGAAAUCCAUAUCAUUGCUUGGAGUGUGGAAAGAGCUUCAGUCAUAAGGGAGCCUUUACUUCUCAUCAAAGAACUCACACAGGGUUUCUGCUGCCUUUUGCUGGUCUUCUGAGGGUUAAAGAAACGCGCUUGAUUCCUAGAGAGGAAGGGGAUGUGGGGCAGGGGAGGAGGGGCCGGUGUCUUGGAGCUGCGCUCCUUUGUGCCGCCUCCUUCUUCCUCCGGAGGGAAAAGGCCUUGGAGCUUCCUCCGGGCGCUGGAUCGGGGCCUCCUGAGCGGGAUCAGCACCAUCUCGUAAGCCAAUUUUUGCCAAGAUACAAAAGAGAGAAAACUUUCUUUGACCCCAUUGAAGGUUUUUGGAAAUACAGAUCAAUGAUGGUUGAGCCAAACCCUGAAGCAGGAAGUAAUCCUGAUGCUGUUAAGACCGAGAGCAGUGGGGAAUUUUGGGAAAGAACGGAGCAGAAGGUCCUGGGUGAGGACAUGGCCAGCUCAAAUGUGCAGCUCCAGCGUUUCAGGCAGUUCCACUACCAGGAAGCUGAUGGACCCCGAGAGGUUUGCAACCAGCUCCACUCUCUUUCCCAUCGGUGGCUGAAGCCAGAGCGACACACGAAAACCCAAAUCGUGGACCUGUUGAUCCUGGAGCAGUUCCUGACCAUCCUGCCAGUGGAGAUGGCGAACUGGGUGAGAGAAUGUGGAGCGGAGACCAGUUCCCAGGCGGUGGCCCUGGCAGAAGGCUUCCUCCUGAGCCAGGCAGAGGACCAGAAGCUGCAACAGCAGCAGCACCAACAGGUAAAGGCCCAGUUUCCAGAAGUGGGACCUGAUUUCCCUGCAGCAGAGGCGGCUCCAUCGUCAGACACCUGGCAGAGCCCCCCACAAAGGGGGAUCAGGCCGGAGGGCGACGGACGUGCCUCCUUGCAGGGGCGUGGAAUGACGUUGGCAAUGAGUACACAGCCGUCUCUUCCUCAAGGGAUGGAACCCGACCAGGGUCUGGUGACUUUCGAGGAGGUUGCUGUGCAGUUCUCGGAGGAGGAGUGGGCCCUGCUGGAUCCAGACCAGAGAGCCCUGCACAGGCAGGUCAUGGAGGAGAACCGGGGGAUCGUGGCCUCUGUCGCGGAGAAACCGUAUCAUUGUUCGGAAUGUAGAAAGAGCUUCAGUCAGAAGAAAUAUCUCACUCAGCAUCAAAGGACUCACACAAGAGAGAAACCAUAUCAGUGUUUGGAGUGUGGAAAGAGGUUCAGUCAUAAGACAGAUCUCAAUUCUCAUCAAAGAAUUCACGCAGGGGAGAAGCCAUACCAUUGUUUGGCGUGUGGAAAGAGGUUCAGUGAGAAGAAAACACUUAUUUCUCAUCAAGGAAUUCACACAGGGGAGAAACCAUAUCAUUGUUUGGAAUGUAGAAAGAGCUUCAGUCAGAAGAAAUAUCUCACUUGGCAUCAAAGGACUCACACAGGAGAGAAACCAUAUCAAUGUUUGGAGUGUGGAAAGAGGUUCAGUCAUAAGACAGCUCUCAAUUCUCAUCAAAGAAUUCACACAGGGGAGAAACCAUAUAAGUGUUUGGAAUGUGGAAAGAGGUUCAGUCGGAAGGCCCAUCUCAAUUCUCAUCAAAGGACUCACACAGGAGAGAAACCAUAUCAAUGUUUGGAGUGUGGAAAGAGCUUCAGUGCGAAGUGUAAUCUUACUUCUCAUCAAAGAACUCACACAGGGGAGAAAAAAUACCAUUGUUUUGAGUGUGGAAAGAGCUUCAGUGUGAAAAAAACAUUUAUUUCUCAUCAAAGAAUUCACACAGGGGAGAAACCAUACCAUUGUUUGGAGUGUGAAAAGAGCUUUAGUCAGAAAUCAAAUCUUACUUCUCAUCAAAGAAUUCACACAGGUGAAAAUCCGUAUCAUUGCUUGGAGUGUGGAGAGAGCUUCAGUCAUAAGGGAGCCUUUACUUCUCAUCAAAGAACUCACACAGGGUUUCUAUAGAAAAGGCUUUAUUUCAAGCUUACAUCACUACCUUUCAUUAAAAACAGGAAUUAAAAAGGGCAUACAACAACAACACACAAGUAUUAUUUCUAUAUCAAAAGUCUAGAAAUACAGAAAGGAAUCAUUGAUGCCUGGGACAUCUCCACUCAUACCUAUUUGUGGACUCCCGAAUUUUCACCUAAAAGACAGAAUGAUAAACAAAAAGGCUUUAAAAGACAAUCAAUUGGAUAGAUUAAUGCAUUAUUAUAAAGACUUUUUACCCAUAUCUAGGACUGCCUGGAGGACAUCAUUGAGGAAGUCAAACAUGGUUAGCGUGGUAUCAACUAUCCACAUGUCUUAAAAAGCAGUACAUCAUGCAGCAAGGCACCAGAAACCUGACAGAUUUUGAAGGAAUGACGGCUAACUUAGCAGAAAAAGUUAAAGGCAAAUCACUAUAUAGAUUACUACUUAAACUGGAUUUAGGAUCACAGGAAGUACUACGAACUCGCUGGGAAUGUGACUGGGCUAUUAGAAUAGAUCAAGAAUACGAGACAAAAAUGUGGGGGGAAAUUCUUUUAAAGCCACAUCAGCUAAAUGUACAGAAAUAUUGCUUAAAAUAUUACCAAAAUGGUACUUCACGCCAUGCAGAAUAGCAAAAAUAGACAAGUCCUCACCAUUGUGCUGGAGAGGGUGUGGUGUCCGGGAAUCUUAUGUUCACAUGUGGUGGGAUUGUGAACAUAUGCAAAGAUUUUGCACGGGGAUGUUUGAAGAAAUAUCCAUCGUAAUGGAAACGACAGUAAUAAAAACACCAGAAUUUGCAUUGUUUAAUAAACUUGACGGCCAAAACCAAACUAUAUUACACAAAAAGCAAACUGGGUAUCUUAAUAGCAGCACGUAUGCUGAUAGCUAAAUGCUGGAAGGAGGCAAAAGGAUGAAAUAGAAGGAGGUGGUACAGUAAUAAAAAAAGACAGUUUUGCUACAGAAUGGUCGUGUUUUAUUACUCACACAGAUGAGAAACCAUAUCAGUGCUUGGAGUAUGGAAAGAACUUCAGUCAGAAGCGACUUCUCACUCAGCAUCAAACAGUUCACACAGGGGAGAAAUCAUACAAUUGGUGUGUGGAAAAAGGUACAGUCAGAAAAGAACUCUUACUUCUCAUCAAAGA
Messenger RNA from Elgaria multicarinata webbii, 6669 nucleotides. RefSeq names its product zinc finger protein 197-like. Gene Ontology annotation, molecular function: RNA polymerase II cis-regulatory region sequence-specific DNA binding; DNA-binding transcription factor activity, RNA polymerase II-specific. Gene Ontology annotation, biological process: regulation of transcription by RNA polymerase II. Lineage: Eukaryota; Metazoa; Chordata; Lepidosauria; Squamata; Anguidae. The transcript has 15 exons. The record is from RefSeq and is a predicted model, not a curated record.